Molecule: messenger RNA, 411 nt
Organism: Morchella sextelata
Lineage: Eukaryota; Fungi; Ascomycota; Pezizomycetes; Pezizales; Morchellaceae
Exons: 7
Coding region: 1-411 (136 amino acids)
Source: RefSeq, a predicted model, not a curated record
AUGAGUAAACUACAGAAUUUUAAUUCCAAACUCACGGGUCUGACAGCUGAAUCUACCUACUGUGAUGCGGGUAGAAAAAAACGUGUCAGGAACGAUCGACCAUGGCAUGGAGUAUGCGGUUUGAAUGGAUGUACUCUGCUUUACCGAUGCAUGCAGAUGGAAGAAGUUUUCCUUUGUGGAAUCAGCGGCGAUGAUGCCGGGUUCCGUCACUUUACUUUGCCCCCCGAAGCUACAUAUGUCUCAAGACCUGCGCUGGGGUUUUCCUUUCUCAAUUGUUAUUGGAAGCUUGAGGCUAUUCUGUAUAGAAAUCUCAUUGCUUUCGCUUAUAGCCAAUUUACUCUACUUUGGAUCUUCUUUAAGGCGAGGCUUUUAACCUUGAAGAUAUCGAUGGUCAAUGAUAGAAGUACAUAG